Messenger RNA from Rotaria sp. Silwood2, 2277 nucleotides. Lineage: Eukaryota; Metazoa; Rotifera; Eurotatoria; Philodinida; Philodinidae. The record is from the annotation of a GenBank genome assembly.
AUGGUUUCUUUUCAUGAUCCUGUUGUUCAUCUUGAUAUACAAUUUCGGACGGUCCAAUGUUAUGAUGCUUUAAAUAUCCCAUUAACGCUACGUAUACCCCCUAAUACUUUGCCAAGAGAUAUAUCUGCUAUGCUUUCAAAAGAGCAACUUGAAAAGCAGUUAUCAUUAGUACCGUUGAAGCUAAAUGCUCUUAUCAAACUGUAUUUCGAUGCACGUACUGUACAUUUACUACAAGAUCGGUACAUAAGUACAUGUUUACUGAGCUUCAUUUCAACUCAUCUCAGUCAAUUAUCUCCCGAAGAAUGGAAUGAAGUAAAAACAACUUUAUCGCAAACUGUAUGCAUAUCGACAACAAAAGGUAUGCAAAUACCGUCGAAAUCCUUCAUUCCAUCAGAACUUCUUUCAUCUGAAUUACCUAUUGUACAACUUAAUAUAAUAGCUGACCAGCAAUCAAGCGAAAAUGUUGAAAAUCCGGUUUCGACUUAUUUUCUCAAACAAAUUGGUUGUCGCACGGUAAAUAUCGAUGCGGUCGGUCGUGAUCAAGCUGUUUCAAAUAAUUCUGGAAUCCUGCAAACGUUCAUUCAAGAUUUAGUAAAACAACGAAAUAAUUUGAGUGAAGCAGAUUUCAAAGAAUUAAAAACAAAGGCAUCUUUGAUAGGCACAACAUUAGCAGGAACUGAAAAAACAAAACGGAAAUAUAUUCCUAGAGAACUUCAUUUCCCAUCUGUUGCCAUCGUACUCGAAUGGACUACAUUGCCAAGCAUUGAUUGGCCUGAUAUCGAUCCACGUUCACCUGAAUAUAGUUUUCUCAAAGAAAUUGGCGUACAAGAGGUACCUAAUUUGGAAAAACUUCUCGAGCGAAUCAUUCAAGAACAUCAUGAGGAAAUACAAAAGCAAAAUACUAAUGGAAAAUAUAAUAUACCAAGAGCAUUUCGGUUUUUCGUUGAAAACUUUUCGGAACACUAUAAUAAAUCAUGGAAGACUGGUUCAUUGGGGCAAUAUAAGUUUCUUCCAUCGCAUCCCCCAGAAAAAACUAGCAAUGAAAUUAAUGCAAAUGAUGUGAUACUCUUAGCGACAAACGAAAUAUUCACAGUUGUAAACCCAUUAUUUCCUAGUCCCUUAACCGACGUGAUCGAAUUAUUUCAGAAGCAUGUUGAUAUUGCAUUGCUUGGCAUCAAGGAUAAUCCAUCUCUUCCACAAGCAUUCAAUACUAUGAUGAAAAAAGCGACGGAACUUUUGACAGAACAGACGGCAUCAAAAAUAUUUGCCUAUAUGAAUGAACUCGACGGAUUAAACAACACGUUCAUUGCAAACGUAUCUCAAUUUAAUUUCAUUCCACUGCAAGGACAUUCAAAUGACACUAUAUUGAUGAAACCAUCGCAAGUUUUCAUUCGUUCGGAUGUGACGUCGAGUAAAACGACUACUACUGAAACCAACGGUAUCGAUACACGUGGGCUUAUUGACUAUGUUGACUUCGGUGUCGCUGCCAACACAUUUCUUUCUCGUGUUGGUGUUCGCAACGAUCCAACACCUUCAGCUCUUGCUGAACUUCUCAUUGAUCGGCAGGUUGCUUAUUUUAAAAGCGCAGAAAAUGACAAGGAUCUUUUGAAUAGCAGAAUUAAUGUUUAUAUCGAUUGUCUAAAAAAACUUGCUGUUGCUGCUGUUUGCUCAAAUGAACUUCAACAGAACCUUGUAAGUAAACGUCUAAGAACCAAUGCAUGGUGUCUGGGUUUUCAAACGAUUGUUGAUAAAAAUGGUGUCAGUGAACAACAUUUUAAAAUUGUUAAUCCAAAUAAGAUAUAUCUUGAUGAUAAUUCAGUGUAUUCGAAAUAUUUUCAACCAUUGUUACCUCCAUUACAACAAGGAUUUCCCAAAUUAUAUGAACAAUUCGGAGCUCAAUGGCUAUCGGGUUGUAUCCAAGAAAAGAAAAAACACAAAGGCACACCAGUAACUUCUCAACGUGCAACUCAAUUGCAAAAAUUGAUUGAAAAUCGAUUUCCCAUAUUGUUUGUCGAUAAUAAACCCCAAAGUACUACUUCAUGUAUACUUGAACAUGAUAAAAGUAAGGUGACAUUGUACCUUCGACAAGAUGUAGUCUCAUUGGAUUAUCAUCAUAUUACACGUGAACUUGUUCAGUUUGCAUUCAACAAAUCAGUAGAAUACCCGUGUGAAAUCAGAGAUAAACUUGAAUUACCCUUAGAAAUGCUUGAACAACGAGGUAUUCCUGUUGCUCGCUUGCUUUCAACUGCACCGACAAUAGGUAGGAAAACUAAAUAA